GAUUUUCAGUUAAAUUUGAGAAUUUGCAAACUGCGGUCGACCCAGCACACAGACCAGAUAUCGCGAAAACAAAAGACACAAAGUGCAAAAGUAUAAUACAACCAAUUAGUACAUAUACUAUAUCAUCUGUGGGACUCAGAUUUAUAUAAAAUAUAUAUCCGAAAUAUAUAUUUUAAAAUAAAACCAAACACACAGCACCAUGCCCAGCAAAAGUCACAUCUUUUUGGCCAGCUCUCUGCUGUUGCUACUCGCGUUGCCAGCGAUUAAUGCCGAUCUCAUGUGCUAUGUUUGCGAUGAUUGUGCUAAUUUGCAAAAGGACACACCACUACUGGCCUGCAAUGAUGACUUUUUCAAUCAGGGCGGCAGCACUGAAGCCUCCACAGUGACCACCACCACCACAACGGAGGCGAGCACCACCACGACACAAGAAAGUACGACUGUGGAGAGUACGACACCGAUGGAGACGAGCUCCCAGAGUACUACCGUAGAGACCAGUCCCGCCACCACUGAAGCAUCAACCACCACAGUGGAGACUACGUCCACGGAACUGAUCACAGAGAGCACUGCGAGCACAGAGGCGCCUGCACCGACGCCACCGACAGCUGGACCGGUCGAGACCACUACCGGAUGGCCAACGCCGCCCGCCGAGGAUCUGUUGGCUCUGGCGGCCAGGAACACCACACGUCUGGUGGCCGUGGAGACCGAGAGCACCACACCAUCGAUGGCCAUCAGACAGCGACGAUCGGUGGUCGAUACGGAGUACACCUUCCACUGCUACUCCGUGCAGGCGAAGGUCAAUGGCACCCUGAUCACAGAUCGCGGUUGCUCCCGCGUCGGCACCUAUGAGGCUGUCUGCGAGCAGCUGCAGCGCCAGAACAACGGGACGGAGCUGUCCAACUGCGACCCCUGCAGCAUGAAUGCCUGCAACGGCAGCUCCACGCUCCAGGCAUCGCUCCUGGGAUCUCUUAUGCUGGCCAUCGUAGCGGCUGCACUGCAUCGCAACUAGAGACCAAGUCAUCAUCAUCAUCACCCGGUGCUACAAUUUAGUAUUCCUCGUUUCUUUAAGACAACACUCCCACACACACCAACAAAAGACACACUCAUAAGACAGCACUCAUCGUUAAGUGAUUCGAAAUUUUAUAUAAUUUUUAAGAGACACACAAAAACACACACAACACACACGCAAAACGAAUAUCGAAAUAUAUACAAAUGUAUUUGUAUAAACUAAUUAAAGCUAACCAAAUGUGAAGCAUAAGGAAAAAACUUAAUAAAUACAUAAUAUAUAGUUUUAAAAGGAAA
Messenger RNA from Drosophila pseudoobscura, 1299 nucleotides. RefSeq names its product cell wall protein DAN4. Bases 200 to 1006 code for a protein of 268 amino acids. The record is from RefSeq and is a predicted model, not a curated record. NCBI's taxonomy places the organism in Eukaryota, Metazoa, Arthropoda, Insecta, Diptera, Drosophilidae. The transcript has 3 exons.